CCCCUUCCCCGCGCGCGUCCGCUAUAAAUACUCGCCCACUCUUCGUCUCCCUCCUCGCUUGCGUUCUCGAAACCCUAAUCACGCUCUCUCUACGCUCUCGCGUGCGAUUCCCGAUUCUCGUCUUCUGAUUCCUCUGUGAGAUCGCGCGAUCGUUCGUGCUCCAACAAUGGCGGAUGUGGCGAUGGGGGAGACGGAGACGUUCGCUUUCCAGGCGGAGAUCAACCAGCUCCUCAGCCUCAUCAUCAACACCUUCUACUCCAACAAGGAGAUCUUCCUCCGCGAGCUCAUCAGCAACGCAUCUGAUGCGUUGGAUAAGAUCCGAUUCGAGAGCCUCACUGAUAAGAGCAAGCUCGAUGCGCAACCGGAGUUGUUCAUCAGAAUCGUACCGGAUAAGGUGAACAAGACACUAUCAGUGAUCGAUAGCGGCAUCGGCAUGACCAAGGCUGAUCUUGUGAACAAUUUGGGUACCAUUGCAAGAUCCGGCACCAAGGAGUUCAUGGAGGCACUCCAGGCUGGGGCUGAUGUGAGCAUGAUUGGCCAGUUUGGUGUCGGUUUCUAUUCUGCGUACUUGGUUGCCGAGAAGGUCAUCGUGACCACAAAGCACAAUGAUGAUGAGCAAUACAUCUGGGAGUCCCAGGCUGGUGGUUCCUUCACUGUUACUAGAGACACCUCUGGCGAGCAGCUUGGCAGGGGAACCAAGAUCACCCUCUACCUCAAGGAAGAUCAGCUGGAAUAUUUGGAGGAGAGGAGGUUGAAGGAUCUUGUAAAGAAGCACUCUGAAUUCAUCAGCUACCCAAUCUAUCUCUGGACUGAGAAGACUACUGAAAAGGAAAUUAGCGAUGAUGAAGAUGAGGAAGGAUCCAAGAAGAAGGAAGAAGAGGGAGAUGUAGAAGAGGUCGAUGAGGAGAAAGAGACUAAAUCCAAGAAGAAGAAGGUCAAGGAAGUCACCCACGAGUGGCAACUCAUCAACAAGCAGAAGCCCAUCUGGCUUCGGAAGCCUGAAGAAAUCACCAAGGAAGAGUAUGCUUCCUUCUACAAGAGCUUGACCAAUGACUGGGAGGAUCACUUGGCCGUGAAACACUUCUCGGUCGAGGGCCAGCUUGAGUUUAAAGCCAUUCUUUUCGUCCCGAGAAGGGCUCCUUUCGACCUUUUCGACACGAGGAAGAAGCUUAACAACAUUAAGCUCUACGUUCGGAGAGUCUUCAUCAUGGACAACUGCGAGGAGCUUAUGCCUGAGUAUCUUGGAUUUGUGAAGGGAGUGGUUGAUUCUGAUGAUCUGCCGCUUAACAUUUCCCGUGAAAUGCUCCAACAGAACAAGAUCCUCAAAGUGAUGAGGAAGAACCUCGUGAAGAAGUGCAUCGAGAUGUUCUUCGAGAUCGCAGAGAAUAAAGAGGACUACAACAAAUUCUAUGAAGCCUUCUCGAAGAACUUGAAAUUGGGUAUUCAUGAGGAUAGCCAGAACAGGGCGAAAUUGGCUGAUCUCCUCAGAUACUACUCAACAAAGAGCGGCGACGAAAUGACGAGCCUCAAAGACUAUGUGACCAGAAUGAAAGAAGGGCAAAAGGAUAUCUACUACAUCACAGGAGAGAGCAAGAAGGCGGUAGAGAACUCCCCCUUCCUCGAAAGGCUAAAGAAGAAGGGAUAUGAGGUUCUCUUCAUGGUGGACGCAAUCGAUGAAUAUGCUGUUGGGCAGCUGAAGGAGUACGAUGGGAAGAAGCUCGUUUCGGCAACCAAGGAAGGGCUUAAGCUCGAGGAGACAGAAGAGGAGAAGAAGAAAAGGGAAGAGAAAAAAGCUGCUUUCGAGAGCUUAUGCAAGACCAUGAAGGAAAUUUUGGGGGAUAAGGUCGAAAAGGUGGUGGUUUCUGAUAGAAUUGUGGAUUCUCCUUGUUGUUUAGUCACCGGAGAGUACGGAUGGACAGCUAACAUGGAAAGGAUCAUGAAGGCCCAAGCUUUGAGGGACAGUAGCAUGAGCUCUUACAUGUCGAGCAAGAAAACUAUGGAAAUCAACCCCGAGAAUGGUAUCAUGGAGGAGUUGAGGAAGCGGGCAGAGGCCGACAAGAAUGACAAGUCUGUGAAGGAUUUGGUGAUGCUCUUAUACGAGACGGCAUUACUGACUUCGGGGUUUAGUUUGGACGACCCAAACACAUUCGCUGGGAGGAUUCACAGGAUGUUGAAAUUAGGGUUGAACAUUGAUGAGGAUGGGGCUGGCGACGAGGAUGCCGACAUGCCGCCAUUGGAGGACGACGGCAACGAGGAGAGCAAGAUGGAGGAGGUUGAUUGAAAUGACAAUUAUGCUCGUUUGCAAAUACAAGUGUCUUUCUUGUCUCUUCUCUUUCGGUCCAUUUGUGUCUCUCUCUCUCUCAUCUUGUAGUUGCUGUGUGGGGAGGUUAACAUAUCUCUUACUUUGUAUGUAGUGUCUUGGUCGUGUUAUAUGAGCAACUGCAGCAAAACUGUUAGUCCUGUUACGAAGCGUGCGUAGUGUGUCGUACUUUUGUGUUACUAUACUUAGUGUUAUAAUGGAACAAGAACAUUCUGUGUUCUAAGUCAGUAUUCUUUUUGUGUUUUUUUCUCCUCCAA
Messenger RNA from Ananas comosus (pineapple), 2577 nucleotides. Its product is annotated as heat shock protein 83-like. The transcript is spliced from 4 exons. Gene Ontology annotation, biological process: protein stabilization; protein folding; cellular response to heat. Gene Ontology annotation, molecular function: ATP hydrolysis activity; ATP-dependent protein folding chaperone; ATP binding. Gene Ontology annotation, cellular component: perinuclear region of cytoplasm; protein-containing complex; plasma membrane. NCBI's taxonomy places the organism in Eukaryota, Viridiplantae, Streptophyta, Magnoliopsida, Poales, Bromeliaceae. Bases 167 to 2281 code for a protein of 704 amino acids. The record is from RefSeq and is a predicted model, not a curated record.